This is a messenger RNA of Dimorphilus gyrociliatus, 2806 nucleotides long. The record is from the annotation of a GenBank genome assembly. NCBI's taxonomy places the organism in Eukaryota, Metazoa, Annelida, Polychaeta, Dinophilidae.
UAUGGCUAAUGUUAUUAAUAAUGAGAAAGUAAGCGUUUUUUGCAAUUAUUGCCUAAAGAAGUUUGUUUUUCAAGUUGAAUGCAAACAACACGUAUAUUGCUGCGAGUGUCUUAGUGAAUCGAAUGAUUCGCAGCUGGAAUUAAUGUGCUCUCUUUGCCGACUACAACGUUCUCUUAACGAUAAAGUAAUUGGCAAUAUAAAGGUUGAUCUAUCCAAUUCUUCUACAAAUAAACUGGUAAAUAAUAGAGCUAUAUGUAAAAAUCAUGAAAAUGGAUUGAUAUAUUGCUGUGAAAGUUGCUAUAUGGAAAAUACUGAUCAAUCAACUCCUCAUAGGGAAACUACUGCAAUAGAUGAUGUUUCUAUUGAAAUAAAUAAAAGGAAAAAGAAUAGAGAAUUGAUUGAAAAUCAAUUAAGAAUUGAAAGUGAAUCUUUAAAGAUCACUUUAGCAGAAAUUGAAAUGUCGAAAAGAGAAUUAUUAAGGACAUUUCAAAAGAAAUUUGAAGAUAUAAAAAUUAAUGCAAGAAUGAUCUUUGCUCAAAGGAACACCGAUUUAAAUUUACUUUUAAUUGAUAAAAAGUUUUGUAGAGAUGAAACUGAAUUGAAAAAUCAUCUUUCCAAGCAUUUCAAUAGCAGACCAAAAUUUAAUAUUCUUAGCGAUUUCAACAUAAAUUACCUGUUGGAAAAUGAAAGAGAUACCAUUUUUUUGAAGCAAGAUGGCGACACUGGCGGUAUUUUAUCUCCUAGUUUAAAUGUAAUUGAUAAUAAAACGGUUAAACUCAAUGAUAAAAGAUGCAAUACAUUAAGACUUAUAGACUUGAGCUACAAUUUAUCAAUGGGCAAUAUAGUAGCGAAUUUCUCCAAUGGUAUUCUAAAAUCAUCAAGAACUUUAAGAGAGAUAAAUCUUGAAAGAUGCUGCUUAACUGAAAGUCAAGUUAUGUAUAUUGGAAAGAUACUUGAAAAUCAUUUACUAUUUGAAAAAUCUAAAUUACUUCAAUACGAAAAUGAAAGAGAACAUUCUUAUAUAUAUUCUUUUGAAGAUAUUAAAGAAAUACAAUUUUCCUGUUGUUAUUUAACAAAUGAUCACGUUGAAAAGAUUGGCAAUAUCGUUAUAAUUUGCGAAAAUAUUCAGAAAGUUGACUUAUCUAAAAAUGAGAAAAUGGGUAAUGGAUUAUCGUCCAUUUUACAAGCACUUUUAAAAUCGUCCAAAUCUUUAAAGCAAAUAAAUCUAUCCAUGUGUAGCAUGGCCAAAAGUCAGGGAAGAGAUCUUGGAAAUUUGUUGGAGAAAUGUUCAAAUAUUGAAAAUAUUGAUUUGUCAUGGAAUACCAGUUUGGCGGAGGAAUGGAUAGCCAUUUUUAAAGGAUUAAGAGCAUCUUCUAGUACUUUGAAAGAGGUGAAUCUAUCUUCGUGUUCAUUGGACGAAAAAUACGGUAAAUUUAUUGGAGAAGUGUUGAACGAUUGUAAUAAUAUAGAAGAAAUUAAUUUAUCUUGGAAUAAAGAAAUGAAAAGUCAAUUAUCAUUUAUUCUUAAUUGUCUUUCGAAAUCUUCCAAUACUUUAAAAGUAGUUGAUAUCUCUUGGAAUUAUCUUCUUGAAGAGCAUGGAAACUCGAUAGGAGAGAUAUUUCAACAAUAUUCCAACAUUCAAGUAAUAAAUUUAUCCGGAAAUAAACAGUUGGAAAAUGGUUGGUCAGCCAUUUGUAAUGGAUUAUUAAAAAGUGUAAAUUGUUUAAGAGAUAUUGACAUUUCUAGUUGCGAAUUGGGUGAAAAUUGUGGACGAUCUAUUGGAAAUCUGUUGGAAAAUUGCUCAAAUGUAGAAAUAUUCAAUAUAUCUUGGAAUAAACACUUGGAUAACGAUUUAUUAGCUAUAUGUAAAGGUCUGGUUAACUCUGCCAACACUUUAACCGACAUUGAUUUUCAAUACUGCUAUUUAACUGAAAGUCAAGGAAAUAUUAUUGGAAAUAUGCUCAACAGUUGUACUAAUCUAAAUACAGUUGAUUUUUCCAGUAAUAUACAUGUGGGUAGAGGAUUAUCAAGAAUUUGCGAUGGAUUACUUCAAUCAUCGAAUACUUUAACAAGUAUUUCCCUUAACAUGUGUAAUAUUAAAGAAGAUGUGGCGUAUUCUAUUGCAAAUUUACUUCAGAAAUGUUCGAAAAUUGAGAUUUUAGCUUUAUCUCGUAAUUAUAAAAUGGGUAAUGGCUUUUUAAGCAUUUGCGAUAGUCUUCUUAAAUCUACUGAAUCUUUGAAGGAAAUUCAUUUUAGUUGGUGUUUUUUAACUGAAAAACAAGCAAAUACACUUGGAAAAACUUUAGAAUAUUUUCAAAAUAUAUCCAAAGUCAACCUUUCCGGAAAUAAGAAACUAUUAGAUGAGUUACAAACAAUAUUUAAUGGUUUGAGCAAAUGUUAUGAAACUCUACAGGAGAUUAAUUUAUCAAAAUGCAACUUGGAUGAACAGCAAUGCGUGUAUUUGGGUGAUAUGAUUGCAAAAUGUUCGAAUAUACAUAAAAUGAAUUUAUCCGAAAAUAUGUCAAUGGGAAAUGGAUUGUCGAACAUUUGUAAAUCAUUUUCUAAAUCCUCGCAAACAUUCAAAGAAAUUCUAUUAUCGUCUUGCAAACUAACAGAAGACGACGGUAAAAGUGUUGGCCAAUUGAUAACGACUUGUCCAAAAUUGGAAAAAAUAGAUUUAUCUAAUAAUCCCGCAAUGGGAGAAGGAUUAUCUACAAUUUGUAAAGAUUAUAUAAAGUCAACUACGACUUUGUCGGAUGGUAAUGAAAAUAGAAAUGCCAAUUUAACAUAUCUAACGUGGCAAUGA